Molecule: messenger RNA, 621 nt
Organism: Entrophospora sp. SA101
Lineage: Eukaryota; Fungi; Glomeromycota; Glomeromycetes; Entrophosporales; Entrophosporaceae
Source: the annotation of a GenBank genome assembly
AUGGAGGAUAAAAAUUGUCAACAAUCAACAUUAUUAAGUAAUACCUCACAAAAAACCAUUACAAGUUUCAUAAAAAAGUCGACUAAAACCAGUAAUACUAUUCCACCAAGUGAAACUAAAUUAUCUGAUUUACUUAAAAAAACAAUUUAUGAUUUUGGUGAAUUAUAUAAUUCUUUUGAAAUUAAUGAAAAAUUAUUGAAUGAUGAUGAUGAACAAGUCAACAUUUUUAUAAAAAAUUAUCAACUUCAAAUACAAGAAGAGGAAAAUAAACUUAUUAGUCUGAUGUCUGGUUUAUUGAAAAGAUAUCAUCAAAAGGUUAACAGUAUAGUUAAAGAACGUAAUCAAAAGCUCAAGAAAUCUUUUCCAAAAAAAAAGAUUUUUGCUAUAGUUUCAGCCAUUUCUGCAUCAUCUUCAACACCAGCAUUAACGUCUAAUAAUGAAGUUGUUAAAGAGAUGCCAAAUUAUCAACGAAUGACAAUUCCUGAAUUAAAAUUGGAAGUUGCUAAAUAUGGAAUCAGGCCAUCAUCUAAAGAAAUAAUGAUUAGACAGCUUGUUCACAUUUGGUCAAAAUUAAAUGUCAUCACUGCAUCAAACGGAUCGUCAUCGCCAUCAAUGGAAUAA